Hypoxylon trugodes is the source of this 1128-nucleotide messenger RNA. RefSeq names its product PEBP-like protein. The transcript has 2 exons. The coding region runs from base 147 to 941 and encodes 264 amino acids. NCBI's taxonomy places the organism in Eukaryota, Fungi, Ascomycota, Sordariomycetes, Xylariales, Hypoxylaceae. The record is from RefSeq and is a predicted model, not a curated record.
AUAAGCAAGAAUAAUUGUUCUGUCUUUCACAUACGACCAUAGGAUCUGGAAAACUCGGGAUCCCGUCCGCUCUCCCAUAGAUAAGCCAGAUACCGCCGGAUCAGUAGUUGGGUCGGUGACGACCAGCGAAUCCCCGGUGUUGUGAUAUGGAUAAGCCGAUCUAUCGUUUCUAUGUUGAACGUAAGUGGCGUGGCUUGCCCUAUCGGAUGAUCAUGCAACGUAUUCAGCAGUUACACAUUGUACCCGAUGUGCUGCCGAAAUUUGAGCCUGUUGCAGAUGUCGAACUUUACUUCCGACGAAUCAAGGUCACCCCUGGUGAUAUUUUGGAUUCUCGAAUUACGGAAGUACCACCACGUCUAAGAGUUCAAGUAUUUAACCCUGGAGAGCGUCUCGUCUCAGUCGUAGUUAUGGACUCGGAUGUCCCUAACCCCGAAACGGAUUCUUUUGAUAGGCGGUGCCAUUACCUUGCGGCAAACAUUCCUAUUUCUCCUAAUCAGACUUCCUUGCCUCUCGGUCAGGCUGACAAGGAUUCUCAGUUGGCCGUGCGAUGGCUUCCGGCUUUCUCUCAGAAGGGCGCACCGUACCAUCGAUUAUCGGUGUUUGUAUUGGAGCAAAAGCCUGGGGAGAAACUAGAUAUUGCUAAGCUACGUGAGCUGUAUUCCAGCCGAGACGGAUUCAGUCUUAAGAGCUACCGGGAUAAGUUCGGCCUCACCCCGGUCGGCUUCAACAUCUUCCGAACGGUCUGGGAUGAGGGUACGGCCGGUGUUAUGGAGAGGGCUGGCGUGCCGGGUGCUGAUAUUGAGUUCAAGCACAAGAGAGUCUACUCGCUCAAGGAAGACAAGAAGCCCAGAGGUUGGGAAGCCAAGAGGCAGAAGCCCAAGUACAGAGGCUUAUGGAAGUACAGCAAGAGGAUCCAUGGUAUGAAGAUGGGUCGCAGGUAAAUACCUUGCUGAUAUUAAUGUAUCAUAUAUACAUGUACAAAAUAAGACCAAUUGUAGAUGGACCAAAGUCUUUUUGGACUUUUACUGUGACUUAGAAUAUGACAAAAAUUUUGGUAUCAUCAUAUGGGCAAGUUGUACUAUACUCUAUAGCUGGCUCUUAGCCAACAUGCUACUCUAUCUUCACUAA